UAAACGAAGGAUUUUAAAAUAUGUUAUCAAGCAUACCUUAUCGACAAGGCUCUGUCAAGUUCCCGGAUGAUGGAUUUGUUUGUAGUUCAAGUUCAACAUGAAUUGCUGUAUCUAAAUACUUAUGUUGUUAUAAAUUCUACUAUAGAAUAUAAUAGUUAUCCUGAAAAUUAUUUUCACUCUUCUCUUUCUCAUAUCAAAGGAUCCAUUAUAUGGCGCAUGUUAAUAGAAGCAAUGCCACCUUAUACAUUUAGAAAGGCAUUCGACGAAUAUAUGAACAAUAAACUUAGUAAGCCUGAAGCAACAACUGCCGAUCAUUUAUGGAACGCUAUGAGAUCUAAGCUAAAUGACUAUCCUAAGUCGUAUCCUAAGUAUGAUUUUGAUAUAAAAUAUGCGGUAAAUUUGUGGAUUAUGCAGAAAUAUCCUUCCGUGUUGGAGGUGACGCGAAAUUAUUCUAGUUAUCUUGUAACUAUAUCGGUACAAUUUUACAACAAAUUAGAGAAACAAUAUUAUAUACCUAUUACUUAUGCUACGGAGUCGGAUCUCAAUUUUACCAUAACUUGGACAGAUAUGUGGUUAACACCAUGGCAUUCAGAAAUUGGAUUUUUCUUUUUUAGGAAUAAUGAAUGGAUUAUUAUCAAUGUACAACAAGCUGGAUACUAUCGUGUCAAUUAUGAUAUUACGAACUGGCGAAAAAUUGCACAAUACUUAAAUUCUGAAAAAUAUAGUAAUAUACAUGUUCUCAAUCGAGCGCAAAUCAUCAAUGAUGCAUUUCAUUUUGCGAUAGAGAAGAAACUUAAAUUCUCCUUUUUUUGGGAACUCGCUUCUUAUUUGGCACAGGAAACAGAUUAUAUAGCAUGGUAUCCUAUGCUCAAAGCAUUUGAAUUUCUAUCGAACAUCUUUCCAUUCUUAAAUUUUUAUCCUGAAUUUAAGGACGUGUUAAGGUUUGAUUUUAUGAAGAAUUUUAGAUCUAGUUAUUGGAUUCGGUAUCAAAGUAACAGCAGCGACUAUACUAAAUGUUUAUUUCAAGAACUUGCAAAGUGGGAAUGUAUUAUGAAGGAUGAUCCUUGCGAACGGAAGUCUAAUCGUUAUUUGAAAUGGCAUCUAGCAAAUCCUAAAAAAAAAAAACUUUUACCUGGAUGGAAGAGGUGGACAUAUUGUAAUGGUAUGAAAACGGCUAAUCGUGUUACAUGGAAUAAAGUUUAUGAUGAUUACAUAAAAGGAAAUGAUAUAAUAUUAGAAUGUUUGUCUUAUAGUAAAAAUUUGGAAACUGUGUUCUAUUAUUAUUUAAACAAAAUACCAGAUAUUUUAUUUAAAUCUGAAUAUAAUGUAUCUCAUCUUCAAUUUGAAUCGAUAGAGCGAGCUUAUGCCUUAACUGCUAAUAUUUUUCUUUCUGCCAUUGAAAGACAUACUAAAGAUACUUAUUUACUUACACUUUUAUUACGUUAUUACGAAAUAAUAAGACACAGAAAAGUCAGUGAGAUUGUAACAUUAAUUGUUAUAAUUAAUAAUGCGUAUUCUAAAAGACAGUUGGACGAGAUAAAGAAAUUUGUAAAAAAAGAGAUCAAAAGUUCAACCAUUUCAAGUACUGAUGUUGAACAGAAGAUGGAAACACGAUGGUCGGAGAUCGAAAAUCAGACAAAAUAUUUUCGAUUUUUAUUCAAUAAUUGAAUAACUAGA
Messenger RNA from Camponotus floridanus (Florida carpenter ant), 1677 nucleotides. Its product is annotated as aminopeptidase N-like. Gene Ontology annotation, molecular function: peptide binding; zinc ion binding; metalloaminopeptidase activity. The coding region runs from base 67 to 1668 and encodes 533 amino acids. The transcript is spliced from 9 exons. Gene Ontology annotation, biological process: proteolysis; peptide catabolic process. NCBI's taxonomy places the organism in Eukaryota, Metazoa, Arthropoda, Insecta, Hymenoptera, Formicidae. Gene Ontology annotation, cellular component: cytoplasm. The record is from RefSeq and is a predicted model, not a curated record.